This is a messenger RNA of Prinia subflava (tawny-flanked prinia), 4242 nucleotides long. It is a transcript of the gene PHTF2, whose product is annotated as putative homeodomain transcription factor 2. Lineage: Eukaryota; Metazoa; Chordata; Aves; Passeriformes; Cisticolidae. The transcript is spliced from 18 exons. The record is from RefSeq and is a predicted model, not a curated record. Bases 177 to 2438 code for a protein of 753 amino acids. Gene Ontology annotation, cellular component: endoplasmic reticulum.
CGUCCUCUGCCGCCGGCGUCGGUGCGGGCGGCAGAGGAGCAGGUACGGUCCGGGCCCUCCCCGUGCUUGGGGCUCUGCUGUGAGGCGCCUUCUCCCCACUGGGCUGCUGGAACGCACCGUGAGCUGCCUCAGUGCCUGUGUCAGCCUAAAAUGACUCUGUGAAUUCAGUGGAAUAAAUGGCGUCCAAAGUAACUGAUGCUAUAGUUUGGUACCAGAAAAAGAUUGGGGCAUAUGAUCAACAAAUAUGGGAAAAAUCAGUAGAGCAAAGAGAAAUAAAGGGUUUGAGAAACAAACCAAAGAAAACAGGACAUGUGAAACCAGACCUCAUAGAUGUUGAUCUUGUAAGAGGAUCUGCUUUUGCUAAAGCAAAACCUGAAAGUCCUUGGACAUCUUUGACCCGCAAAGGAAUCGUGAGAGUUGUUUUCUUUCCAUUCUUCUACAGGUGGUGGCUACAAGUGACAUCAAGGGUCAUUUUUUUCUGGCUGCUCGUACUUUACCUUCUCCAAGUUGCUGCUGUAGUGCUAUUCUAUACUGCCCAGAGCCCACAUAAUAUACCUCUGACUGAAGUCAUUGGGCCAGUAUGGCUCAUGCUGCUGCUUGGGACUGUGCACUGUCAGAUUGUUUCAACACGAACUCCUAAGCCACCUCCCAGCACAGGGGGAAAAAGGAGAAGGAAAUUAAGGAAAGCAGCACAUUUGGAAGUACAUAGGGAAGGAGAUGGCUCUAGUACCACAGAUAACACACAGGAGGGAACAGUGCAGAGCUACGGUACAAGCACCUCUUGCAGUAUUGGCGCUGUCUUCAGAGAUAUCUGGCAUGCUGCUUUCUUUUUAUCAGGAUCUAAGAAAGCAAAAAACUCAAUAGAUAAAUCCACUGAAACUGAUAAUGGCUACGUGUCCCUUGAUGGGAAGAAGCCAGGUAGAGGCAGUGAAGAAUGUGUGCAGGGCCAUGACCGUCGCUGUGAAGUGAUCAGGCCAGAAGAGACAGGGUGGAGCCCUUCCACAGUGAGAGAUGCCUUGAGCAACCACAGUCACCACAAAGAUACUCACAGGACUGUGACAAAUUUAUCAGAUGAAGUUUCCAGUGAGGAAGGGCCUGAACCUGGCUAUCCUUUACGCCGCAGCGUGGAACGCACGUCCAGUGAUUGUACCCUGCGGAACAGGAAACCUCACCAUUACAAGAAGCACUACCCUCUGGAGGAUACACCUAAAUCAGGUACUAGCUGCAGUUCUCGGUGCUCAAGCUCCAGACAAGACUCUGAGAGUGCAAGGCCAGAGUCAGAAACUGAGGAUGUGCUGUGGGAGGACCUCUUGCACUGUGCUGAGUGCCACUCGUCCUGUACCAGCGAGACAGACGUGGAGAGCCCUCAAGUGAAUCCGUGCAUGAAGAAGGAAUUCAGAGAUGACCCCUUUCAUCAGAGUCAUUUGCCUUGGAUCCACAGUUUGAAUCCAGGACUAGAAAAAAUAAGUGCAAUUGUAUGGGAGGGUAAUGACUGCAAGAAAGCAGAUAUGUCUGUGCUUGAAAUCAGUGGUAUGAUAAUGAACAGAGUGAACAGCUAUAUACCAGGAAUUGGCUAUCAGAUUUUUGGAAAUGUCAUCUCUUUAAUCUUGGGUUUAAUGCCCUUUGUCUUUCGACUCUCCCAAGCUAAAGAUUUAGAGCAACUAGCUGCACACUCUGCCACUGAGCUUUGCAUGACUGCCUUUGGAUCAGAUGGAGAUGUCCUGGUUCUCUCAAUGGUUAUUAUCAGUUUCGUGGUCCGCCUGUCUCUAGUGUGGAUUUUCUUUUUUCUGCUCUGUGUAGCCGAGAGAACAUAUAAACAGAGGCUACUUUUUGCCAAACUUUUUGGUCAUCUAACAUCUGCUAGAAGGGCAAGAAAAUCAGAGGUACCUCACUUCCGCUUAAAGAAAGUGCAGAAUAUAAAAAUGUGGCUUUCUCUCAGGUCCUAUCUAAAGCGUCGAGGUCCUCAGCGCUCAGUGGAUGUGAUAGUUUCAUCUGCCUUCCUACUGACCAUCUCAGUUGUGUUUAUCUGUUGUGCACAGCUACUUCACAUGCAUGAAAUUUUCCUUGAUUGUCACUACAACUGGGAACUCGUAAUUUGGUGCAUUUCUCUAACUCUUUUUCUCUUAAGAUUUGUUACUCUUGGAUCUGAAACAAGUAAAAAGUACAGCAAUACCUCAAUAUUACUUACUGAGCAGAUAAACUUGUACUUGAAAAUGGAGAAAAAGCCUAAUAAGAAGGAAGAACUGACACUAGUGAACAAUGUUUUAAAGCUUGCUACUAAGUUAUUGAAGGAACUGGACAGUCCCUUUAGGUUAUAUGGGCUUACAAUGAAUCCACUGCUUUAUAACAUCACCCAAGUUGUCAUCCUGUCAGCUGUUUCUGGUGUCAUCAGUGACUUGCUUGGAUUUAAUCUAAAGCUCUGGAAGAUCAAAUCUUGACAGUAUAGAAAGAAGAUGAAAUAACACAGUGUUACAGAAAAGCUCAUUGAUGGACAAAACUGCCUCACAGCAGCCACUGAAUCUGUAUUUCAGAAGCUACAACCUCUUCAAGGAAGUCAUUUGGAAAACGGAAGUGUUUACAUCUGUCUUGUGCAAUCUUUGUAUUUAUUUCAUCUUCUCACUGGUUUAUGUUUGUUUUAGUUGACAUUUAUGUUUUAUUUUCAGAUUACUUGCUUAGUUUUUGAAAGGGUCCGAUUUAGGAAAGGUCAAAAACUGUGUGUCUGAGAGUCUGAAAUCCUGAAAUUCUAUUACACUAAAUUGCUCUAUCUGUUGUUAAAGCUAAGCCAACGCUGGACAUUUUUAGUUACCAGUAACACUAUAUGGAAGUAAUUUGAUUUUUGAUAGUGCGGUAAAAUUGCCUAGAAUAUUUCAUUUGCACCAGUCAUUUGUGAGGGCAAUGUCAAUAGAUGCUUGGUUGCAAUAGAAAAGUGAGACAUACUCAAAAAAUAAAGUACUGACAAUACAGUAUGACAGGUAGGAAGAAUGUUUUAUAUUACUAUUAGAAACAAGUGGGAAUUUCUAAUAUUUUGAGUAAUUCCAGGAUCUAAACUCAUAUAGACUGCAGUUUAAAUAUCCUGGGAUAUUAAAAAAGGUAUUAUAUAAGAAGUCAACAAGUGUUCUUUGAUAACACAGUUAUUAGAGCAAUAAUUGUAAAUGGUUACCAUGCUGUAUGAUAUUUUGAUAAAAACUAAAUAUUGUAUUUAUUUGAAAUACUGGGCUGUUCUGCACAGCUCUGACUGUGCAUGUGCACUUUUUAAUGUUACUUUUAAUGAGAAACUUUAUACAUAUAAAUGUAUAUUAAUUGGGAUAUAUUAUGGUGAACUAUGGAGCAGUAUGUAUUAUAUGUUGAAGUUGAAUAUUUAAACAAACAGAUUAUUUACUGGUGAAAGGAAUGCUUUGAAUGACUGAGCAAAAGAUAGAUAGAUGCUCUCCUCUUGUACACUAUAGUAUAUGCCAUUCAUACCACAUAGAAGUUUAAGAACAAUUAAACACAAAGAACAAGUUGCCCUGGUGAGAAGCAGAGCUACAAAGCCUGGAACUUGGCAGGUUUGUGUCUUGAAAUAAGUCCCAUUCCUCCCCAGCAGGUGCCAUUCCCAUGUGCUUUCUGCUGGGGUUUCCAACACCUCUCCCUCUGCCUCCCACAAGGACCAGUCAUACUGACUCGUGGUUCUUCAGUGUGACAGAAAUAAUGUGUCCAUCCCUGUGGAAUUAAGUAACUUGUAACAAACUUUCCUUCUACAAAUUAUUUUGGGAGGAUUGAUACCACCAGGCAUGAGUAUUCUUAUAUUUUAUGUUUCUAAAAUACUGGCUUCAUACUGAAAAAUAACAAGUAAUUGUUGACAAGAGUCUGGAUAUUGCCCUGUGUUUGCUAAUCUUCAGAAUCUUCAAAGAUUGGAAGUAUUGAGUCUUAAACUUAUGUGGUAUAAAAAUAUUUUUAUAUAUAAAGCAACACAAACAAGCGUUUUGUAUUUUAUUUGCCUCUGUACUAAUGUUUAAUAAUGACCAAAGUGCAUUCUGGUUUUUGGAAGAAUGUAUUACUGGAGCUUUAAGAACAUACUAUAUUUAGUUUCUCAUGUGAAAACUUCAGCUGCCUCUGAUCUGUUUCUCCUUUCUCUGUUGUUUGACGUUGGGAUUGUUUUUAAAAAUUAAAUACAUUUUAUACACAGUUUUUUCCAAAUUAUGGUACAGACCGACACAGAACUUAAUUUUGCACAAAAUAUAUUUAAAAAAAAAAAAAAAAGAA